Molecule: messenger RNA, 549 nt
Organism: Balearica regulorum gibbericeps (East African grey crowned-crane)
Lineage: Eukaryota; Metazoa; Chordata; Aves; Gruiformes; Gruidae
Source: RefSeq, a predicted model, not a curated record
UGUCCACUGAGCCCAUCAGCGAGGAGACUGUCCGCUCAGAGCUGCUGAUCCCAGCGGCACGGCCAGUGGAUGCCGGCAACUACACCUGCACAGCCGCCAACUUCUUGGGCAACGCCUCAGUGGCCAUCACCCUCAGUGUGGGGGCCCCAGGGCCAGCCACUACCCCCCCAGGCUGGGCACCCAUCGCCCCUGCUGAGCCAGGUGCCCACAUAGAAGUGCGCAUCACCAAGCAGACGGUCUACGGCAUCACCUUGGAGUGGUUUGUGGUGGCAGCAGCAGAGCCAGGGGAGACCUGGUACACCCUCCUGGUAGGCCGCUAUGAUGCCGCCCAGAAGGAUGCCAUCUAUAUUGGCUCGGUGACUGAUCUGCUGCCGGCCACCAAGUAUGAGGUCUGCGUGGCCGUGCGCAACCAGGCACCCCGCAAGGGCCAGUGCGUCGUCUUCGUCACGGGCAACGAUGUCAGCCAGCUGGAGCAGCGUGAGAAGCUCAUCCACAUCAUUGUCAUCGUAUGUGCCAUGGUGCUGGCAGUGCCUGCUGGCAUGUACGCCU